Molecule: messenger RNA, 1296 nt
Organism: Orycteropus afer afer
Lineage: Eukaryota; Metazoa; Chordata; Mammalia; Tubulidentata; Orycteropodidae
Source: RefSeq, a predicted model, not a curated record
AUGAUGUGCUCAUUAGUGCCCUGUGAACAGUCUUCUGGUACCUCUCUCUUUCCUAAAGACAGUGCCCCAUUUUCUGGGAGUUCCUUGGAUGAGGAUGGAUUGGAUGACUCCUUGCUGGAGCUGUCUGAUGGAGAAGAAGAUGAUGGCCAUUUCAGUUAUACAGAGGAAGAGAUUCAAGAGUUCUUAAAGGAUGAUGAUCUAUCAAGUGAAAACUAUUCUGUGGGAGGAGAGUUGCUUAAAGAUGCCAGUGGAGAUGUUGAGAAGGGAGAGAGAGAGAGUCAAAUUCUACUUGAUGCUCCCCAAGAGAAAAAUUCAUUGGACAGCUUGGGACCAGUAGCUGAGACCCCUGGCCUCUUCAAACUACCUCAACUAAGUACAUCUAUUAGUCAUGGACCAACUUCUACUAAACCGUUAAACAGACACUUUGCACUAGAAAAGAAUGUCAUAAAAAUAACUGUUGCACCAUUUGAUCCAACAGUUUAUGAUGCUGUGCUUGAUAAGGAUAAGACUGAUUCCCUCACAGAUAUCAAAAAACCCUCUUCCCUUGAGGAAGAAUUGAGAGAAGAUGGUCUUAGCCCAAAUGAAAGCAAACUUUGCACUGAAUCUGAAAGGAUCAGCCCCACUAACUCUGCCUGGGAUAGGCCCACAUUUCCUUCUUCAGACAAUAACUUUCAAGAAGGUAUCGCUGGUAGAAAUAUGCCUGACAGUAAGAAGCCUUCACCUGGAUUCCCUCAGGUCUUGGAACAUUCAGAGAGUUCUAAUACAGGGUCAUCCUGGAGAAAUGGUGGAUCACAUAAAUCAAGUUGUGAGGUGAGAUUUCUAGAACUCUUUCCUUCUGCAUUGCUUCUGCUGUGGGGAAAAAAAAAAAAAAAACAGGCUGUUCUUGACAAGGAUUCUGGGAAGAUGAAAGUCCAUGAGAAAAGACUAGGAAAAGUCAUUCCCGUCCUGCAAACCAGAACAAGGGCUAAUAUUCCGACGUUUUCACAAUCAGAUCUAGAACAGCAGAAGCAAAUGUAUCUGAGGAAUGUCCUUGCUCAUAUAGAAGACCCUGGGGCCUCUAACCAAGGUGCCUUGGGGGAGCUGUAUGUCUUGAUGAAUCAAGUGCAUCACAUGCAGAACCGAAAAUGGCAGCAUCCUUCAGACCUCACCAUGCGAAACUACGCCCGGUUCCGACAGAAAUCUCUGCAAAGAUACAGUCUGACUCAGUGGGUUGACAGGAACAUGGGAAGCCACCAUCGGUUCCAGCAUCAUCCAGAUUUCCCAUACAGUCCAUUUGUCUCAUCCCAUCAGCAGUGA